This is a messenger RNA of Danio rerio (zebrafish), 1166 nucleotides long. It is a transcript of the gene blvrb, whose product is annotated as biliverdin reductase B. Lineage: Eukaryota; Metazoa; Chordata; Actinopteri; Cypriniformes; Danionidae. The record is from RefSeq and is marked validated. Gene Ontology annotation, molecular function: biliverdin reductase [NAD(P)H] activity.
CUUAAAUGACAGCACUGACAUAACGAACAAGAUCAGCUGGAUACAUAACUUGAGCCUAAGCGUUGGGUCUUGUUGCAAAUCUCCGUUUCAACGUAGAACUGACCGAGAGCUUUUCUAGUGGUCGAUAUGUCCGAUGCUGUAAGAAAUGUGGCGAUAUUUGGCUGCACGGGAAUGACGGGGUUAGCGACCUUACCUAUCGCAGUGGCCUCAGGUUACAAUGUGACGGUGCUGGUGAGAGACCCUGCAAGGCUUCCUCCAGAUCAUAAGGCCUCCAGAGUGGUUGUGGGAGACGUUCUGAACAAAAACGAUGUAAAGAAGACCCUGGAGGGUCAGGAUGCAGUCAUCAUCAUUCUAGGGACAAGGAAUGAUCUCAGUCCCACAACGAUGAUGUCUGAGGGAACGCGGAACAUCGUGGAGGUCAUGAAAGCUCGUGGAAUCCGCAAAGUUGUUGGAUGCAUGUCAGCAUUCCUCUUGUGGGAUCGAUCCAAAGUUCCUCCUCGCUUGGUGCCGGUCACUGAAGAUCAUGACCGAAUGUACACCGUCCUGAAGGAGUCCGGAUUGGACUAUAUAGCAGCCAUGCCUCCACAUAUUGCUGGUGACAAGCCUUUGACGGAGAAAUACAUUGUGACUGAGAACAUGCUAAAAGGAAGGGUGAUCUCCAAAUAUGAUCUGGGCCAUUUCUUUGUCAAGUGCCUGUCCACUUCUGAAUGGGAUGGAAAGACAGUUGGCAUUUGUGGAGAGUAUAGUUAAGUUACUCAGGGUUUUCUUGAAAUAUGUUGUCAAUAAAGGUGCCCUUUUUUCUGCACUGCUCAAAAUGACUGCAUACAAUACAAAUGCGAAAAUAACAGGUUGGUACUGAUGGUAUAGCAGAGAUACAAUAUUCCCAGUCAGUCAUUAUUAUUUCUAAAAGUAAACAAUGAAAUGAAACUAUUGAAUAACAGAGAAACUGAUUGCACCUUUUAGUUUAUAAUUUCAUAAAUGCAUAUGCUAAUUAGUGAUAAAUGUGCCUAUUCGAUCAAUGUUAAGAACUUAAUUUAAAUGUUACUUUGUACUUGCAGAAAAGAUGUUAGAUCAAAUGGAUUUUGCCUUAAAAACAAUCAAUGAAAAUCUGACAUUUGCCUGAUUUUAACCCUCUGUUUUUUAAAUAAAUAUGUUAGUUUACAGAA